AUGAUGUCGCUGUUGCCACUGCGAUUGCCCUAUCGCAAUCAAAAAGUUGCUGGCGAAAAGGCCGCAAAAGCGGAGGUAGAAGCGAAGGACACUGAGGCGCCCAGCCUCACGGAGUUGACCCGUCGCGUGAAAUCCGCAGUCUCAAUGUACCAUAACGUUCUCUCCACCACUCAACUUGUCCGACUUUCCAACUCUGAUGACACCCCUCCUCAUCGGGCCUGCAGAACUGCCGAGGCGCAACUGGCUCAUCAAUCGGAACGCCUACUGCAGGCUAAGCGUGAACUUCAAAAGGCUCAAGACGAUCUUCUUGCUUACGUGAAAUCAAAACCGGGUUGCGGCGUAGUAAAAACUGAUCUGGCCACUUUUGCGUCACUACGAACGGUGCAUAAGUUGGAUUUGAAGGACUCACCAGAUGCGCGUCGUCUUUUGGCACGCAUCACAGUUCCACGCGACUUCGAUUCUGCCACUGUAGGUGGAGACUCUGUGACAAUAAGUCAAGCCAUCCACGUCUCUUCCAAUCAACUGCGAGCCCUCAUCUCUGCCUUCCUACCCACGCCAAAUUGA
This is a messenger RNA of Hydatigera taeniaeformis, 564 nucleotides long. Lineage: Eukaryota; Metazoa; Platyhelminthes; Cestoda; Cyclophyllidea; Taeniidae. The record is from the annotation of a GenBank genome assembly.